GGCUAAUCCUCCAUUAAAUCCGCCGAUUCAUUCUCUCUCUCUCUCACUCAAGAACCCAGUCGAAGCACAAGAAAACCUCCGCCGAAAAGAUUCAGUCUUGCAUCCGUUCGUGUCCCUUAAACCCUCUCUGUCAUGCUCUAAAUCUGCGGUUCCUGGGUUUCGCCGUUUUUUUUUUUCUCGGGAAAAUCUCAGAACAUGAAGACGACCCACGUGAGAAUUUCCCAUGCCUUUGUCUGGUUUUUGUGUUUUGUCGUCUCUGUGUGCGCGCAGUCGAGUCCAGACGCGGCGCCGGCGCAAGCCCUGAAGGCAAGCUUGAAGCUUCCGCCGAAUCUUGUCUGGUCCGGGCCGGAUCCAUGUGAAUGGACGGGUUUGCAAUGCGAUAAGAGCCAACGGGUCACCCGGAUCCAGCUCGCGAACAGAGGGAUUUCAGGGACUUUACCUCCUGAUCUCAGGAAUUUGUCGUCUUUGACCAUUCUCGAGUUCAUGCAGAACAAGCUCACGGGUCCGAUCCCGAGCCUUGCCGGGUUGAAAUCGUUGAUGACUCUGAACCUCCACGACAAUGGGUUCACUUCGAUUCCCGCCGAUUUCUUCACGGGUAUGAGCUCGCUUCAUGUGGCGAUUCUGAAUAACAACCCGUUCGGUCCCUGGGAAAUCCCGGUGAGUUUAAAGGACGCGGUUGCUCUUCAGGAGUUAUCCAUCGUCAAUUGCAAUCUUUCCGGCAAAAUCCCUGAUUUUUUCGGUGGGCAAACAUUCCCCAGUCUGAAAACCCUGCAGUUGUCUCAUAACUCGUUCGUGGGCGAACUUCCAUCGAGCCUCGCCGGCUCAUCGAUUGAGGUUCUGUGGGUCAACGGGCAAAUGCUCAAUGGGUCGAUUUCCGUAUUGCAGAACAUUACAGCUCUCAAAGAGGUUUGGUUACACGGCAACCAGUUCUCUGGUCCGAUACCAGACGUUUCAGGUCUGGUCUCCUUGAUGAAUUUCAGCGUGAGGGAUAAUCAAUUGACGGGUAUUGUCCCUCCCUCUCUGGUUGACUUGGGAUCCCUUUACAUUGUGAAUUUAACCAAUAAUCUGCUUCAAGGGCCAGCCCCUCAUUUUGACACUAGAAAGGUUCAGCUUGAUAUGAAUCCAGGAUCAAAUAGUUUCUGCUUAGAUGAUCCAGGAGUUCCUUGUGAUCCUCAAGUUAGCAUCUUGCUUUCGAUCGUGGAAGCAUUCGGUUAUCCUGUAAGGUUUGCUGAGAAAUGGAAAGGGAAUGAUCCUUGUCAGAAUUGGGAUCGGAUAACUUGUUUAGAAGGUAACGUUACUGUCAUCAAUUUCCAGAGCAUGGGGCUUACUGGUUUUAUCUCUCCGAGAUUCGCAGAUCUGAAAUCGCUGCACACUAUCAAUCUAUCUGGGAACAAUCUCACCGGCACUAUCCCGGAAGAGCUCACAGCGUUGAGUAACCUGAAGAAUCUUGAUGUUUCGAACAACCGUUUGUAUGGUAAAUUACCGGCUUUCAAGAACGUGGAUGUGAAUAUCGCGGGGAACCCUGACAUCGGAAAGGAUCCUCCUCCGAGUCCUGCUCCUGGCUCCCCUGGUUCCAACAGUUCUGCCGAGAAUAGCGACAAGAACGGAUCUGGUAACGUCGGGAAAAUCGUGGGUGUUGUGAUUGGUUGUGUGCUGGGAUUGCUGCUUAUCGGAUUUGUUGUUUUCCUUUUGAUCAAGAAAAGGAAACAGUCCGAUAAGAAGCAAACUCCUUACGCUGUGGUGGUUCAUCCUCAACGUUCUGGUGAACAAGACGCGGUGAAAAUCACGGUAGCGGCUUCGGGUUCAAAGGACAGUGCUGGUGGAAGUGGAAGCGGAAGCAGUAGUCAUGGACAUGGCAGUGACAUCCAUGUGGUGGAGGCCGGGAAUCUGGUGAUAUCGAUCCAGGUUUUGAAGGAGGUUACAGAUAAUUUCAGUGAGAAGAACAUUCUGGGGAGAGGCGGGUUCGGAACUGUUUACAAGGGAGAAUUACCCGACGGGACAAAGAUCGCAGUCAAGAGAAUGGAAUCUUCGAUCGUAAGUGACAAGGGUUUGGGUGAAUUCAAAUCCGAGAUUGCUGUUCUUACCAAAGUUCGCCACCGCAAUCUAGUGGCUCUUCUGGGGUACUGCUUGGAAGGAAACGAGAGGCUUCUGGUUUACGAAUACAUGCCACAGGGGGCGUUAAGUAGGCAUAUUUUCCAGUGGAAGGAAGAAGGGUUGAAACCUUUAGAGUGGACCAGAAGGUUGGCUAUCGCAUUGGAUGUGGCUAGAGGAGUCGAGUAUCUGCAUAGUUUAGCUCAUCAGAGUUUCAUCCAUAGAGAUCUAAAACCGUCUAAUAUACUCCUCGGAGAUGAUAUGCGAGCUAAAGUCUCGGACUUUGGUCUCGUCAAGCUUGCCCCUGAAGGCAAAAACUCGAUCGAGACAAGACUGGCUGGAACUUUUGGUUAUCUUGCGCCAGAAUAUGCAGUAACGGGAAGAGUUACGACCAAAGUAGACGUUUUCAGCUUCGGGAUCAUCCUCAUGGAGCUGAUAACAGGCAGGAAAGCUCUGGACGAGACCCAGCCCGAGGAUAGCGUCCACCUUGUUGGAUGGUUCAGGAGAAUGUACAUUAACAGAAACUUGUUCCGGAAGGCCAUUGAUGGAACCAUCGAGCUAGACGAGGAAACCCUAGCCAGCAUCGACAAAGUAGCUGAACUAGCCAAUCACUGCACAGGCAGGGAACCUCACCAGAGACCCGAGAUGGGCCACGUGGUUAACGUGCUCUCUUCACUCGCGGAACAGUGGAAACCGGCCGAAAACGAUGAUUCGGAUGAUGUUUACGGUAUUGAUUUCGAUACACCUCUUCCGCAAGUGGUGAGGAAAUGGCAGGAAUCCGAGGGAACUAGCAAUAUCACGAACUCGCUUUCUUCGUCGUUUUUCGGGGAUAAUACCGAGAUGAGUAUACCUUCACGGCCUCUGGAUUUCACCAGCACUUUCAAGUCCGGACAAGGACGGUAGGUGUGUCGAGAAUUAGACGGAAUAAGAGAGAGUGACGUGUGGAGAUUUGUCUUGUCGGAUGAUAUGUUGUUUAGGGUUUUAGGGUUUUGUGGACAGUGGAUUUGUUGGAUGGAUACUCUGUCGUGGUUUACUUGUUGCUUACGCAAUGUUUUGUUUCUCUUACUCAUUCCUUGUCUGUCAAGUAAUGUAAAUGAGCUUUUGCAGUGCGGAUC
Molecule: messenger RNA, 3206 nt
Organism: Tarenaya hassleriana
Lineage: Eukaryota; Viridiplantae; Streptophyta; Magnoliopsida; Brassicales; Cleomaceae
Product: receptor-like kinase TMK2
Exons: 2
Coding region: 196-2994 (932 amino acids)
Biological process (GO): protein phosphorylation
Molecular function (GO): protein binding; ATP binding; protein kinase activity
Source: RefSeq, a predicted model, not a curated record